UAGAAAAUUUCAAUCAAGUACAACAUAUUAAAUAUACCCUCUUAAUUUCAAUAUGAUUACAUAGAUUAACCCGCUACCUGCUAAUGACGUACAAAUUAUGAUAAAGUGUCAAUAAAUUACAGCCUGCCUUCAUGUUUGUAGAAUUUAUAUGUUAAGUGUGAUUUGUAAUAAGUAGGUAUAAUUAUGUAGAUAGGUACUAGAAGUUUGGUGGGUAGAAUAACGUCGGUAUUAACGGCCAUUAAAUAUAGGUAUAAAAAAGAUAGAUACAGGUAGUCGAGCCAAUUAUUAUAACAAUUUAAGUCUCAUUGUAGGUAAACUCGGAGUCACGGAGAACCUAACGGGUUACCGGGGCUCUGGCUCGACGUGCAGGAGAAGGAACAGGGUGGUUUUUAGUUAUUAAGACUCUGACACUCCCUCCCCCAUUUUCCCCCCUUAAAAAAGUGUAGGUAAACAGUGUUCACAGAAAAAAGACUUUGUUAGUCAUUUACAGACUUUUCAAAACGUAUUAAUAGAUACCUAAUCACCAGUUAGGUACCAGUUCAUCACUACCGUGACUGUGACCACCACUCAUCGGACCUCGCCUAAAAAGUCUACGCACAAUCCCCGUUUUCAAAUUGUUUCAUAUAUUAUAUUCAAAGAUCUUUAAUUUUUUCCCAAAGUUGCUUGUACUGUGUUGUUGAUUUAAAUGUGCCUUUUCAUCUUCAUUUUUUUAAAGUUGGCUUCAAAGGCUCGUAUCUCAUCUACGUAUUUUAUAAAAAAUAUGACUAAAGUCAAUCUUGUCUAUGUUUGACUGACUGACGGAUUGAUGGAAAAGUGACGCAAGAAGUCAAAUUUGGAAUUUUUAGAAGCUGUAUUUUUAUUAUUUUCGUUAGAUUAAGUUGAAUUAUUGAGUUAAUUCCUAAAUUGAAAUUUAUUUUGAUAAAUAUUAUGUUGUUGUUAUACAUCAAAUGAAAAGUAGUUAUAAAUUAAUUAAAGUACAAUGGGAGGUUGUCGUUGCAGUUACCGUACGUGUUCAUUACGGACUGAUGGGAAAACACACAUGUUUCACUACCCCGUAUUUGACAAAGUACGUUGUCAUCAAUGGAUAACAAAUGCACGGAAAUUAGAAUUUCUCAAUUUGAAAGUUUCGCAGUUAAGGAAUAGAGUUGUUUGUCAACAUCAUUUCAAAGAUGAAAACUUUAUGAACUUCAAGAAAGACAAACUCACAUUUGAUGCAGUACCUACGGAAGAUGGACCCUUCUGUGAUGCCAGUGAGUCAGACAAAGCAAAGGCUGAACAAGAUGAAAGCAAGGUGUUCAGCAUAUCUCUGGAUGAUAUUGAAAAUGAAUAUUUAACCAUUGGUGACAAAAAAGCUAAUUUUUCAGUGAAAUAUGGUGAUUUCUUAACUAAUUGUGAAUUAAUGGACUUAAAUUCCUUAAAUACAACCAACCAGGCAAAGGAUAACAGUCAAAUUGAUUUAAACGAUAACACUAAACUGAUACCAGUUAUAACGAAAGAUUUGGUUCUUCCUAAGAAACCUGUAAAAUGUGUGCAACCUCAGAUACGCAAAAGUACCAGAGGAAAACAACUUAAAACUUUUGAGAAGAGUGUCCCAAAUAAUUCUAGUGUUAAGGAGAAUAUAAUAAAUCAUGAUUUGUUCCAAGACACAAUGCAACCUAAUGUAAUAGAAUUAAGUAAACAAAGUGAAAUACAACAAUCAGACCUAGAAAGAAAUGCUAUAAACUUUACAAUUAAUGUGUCAGAAGUACCAGUUGAGUUCUCUACAUCAGUAUGUCAAGAAGAUAAACCUGAUGAAACAAAGUUUAGCAUCAAUCAUUUAAAUCAAAUACAACUGAUUGAAGAAAAACUCGAUGAACCAAGUCAUAAAGAUAAUCAGCCAGGUGAAACUAAUCUUAAUCAUGAAUCAAAUAAAAAUAUCAAUCAAUUAGUAGCAGUUGAAAUGUUAAAUAAACCAAAUGAGACAACCAAUACCAACAGAAGUUUGCUUAAAGAAACUAAAAAGAUAAAAAUAAUAUCUGAGAAAAAGAUAGUAAACCCUAGGCCUAUAUUUGGAAAACUAGAACCAGUGUCACCUACCAGAGUUUUAACAUUUCCAAAUAAAAGAAAAGUUUUUAAUUCUAAGCCUACAUCUGGUAUAGAAUUAGUGAAAGUAUCAGUAGCGGAGGAAAUACCAAUGAGAGCAGAGAGAAACCCAGUUACUGAGACAAAUUCAUCAGCAGGAAACAUUGUUGAAAAAUUUAACAAUAAGUCUGAAGUUAUUGAUUUAAGUGAAGGUAUAACAACCACUGAAGUACCGAAAACCGUAAUGAUUAAAACCAGGAAUGCUAAUAAUAUAGCACCAACAACUUCAUUGUUAAAGAAUAAAAUACCUCCAGAGAGAGUAGCUGCUAUAGCAGAGAAACGAAAAUUCAACAUGAAAUUACGAGAUAUAGUUGAAGACUGUUUAGACAAGUUAGAUGAACCACAAAAAACUGAUUACGAAAAGAGACCUACAUUACAAGAAACCAGAUUACUUCAAAGUAAAAAGCGACAAGUUGCGUCUCAUCUCUCUGAAGAAUCACAACUACCUAACGUACAAGACUAUACAUUGGCUUUCCUAGAAGCUAGAAUGAAAAAAAUGGAAAAUAAUUUACUUAAUAAGAUAGAGGAAAAUUCUCAGAGAAUAUUGGAGUUAAAACAAGCAUAUGCACCGUCUAAUUCUAAGAGAUCUGUGCACACACAAACACAAGUUGGUGAAGAUGUACAUAAGAGACAUUUGUAUCAGGAACUGUCUAAAUAUUUAAGCCAAGAAGCUAACAGUUUAUUGUACGAAGAACUUUUUAUAAAUAAAUAUACUAAGGAUAUGCCUAAAUGUUCCUCUCCGAAACGACGGAAACGUAGGUGAUGAAUGUUGUUUGUUAUGAAUAAAAUUAGCUAGCAUAAUAUGAUGUUGAAAUACUUUAAUUACAUAUUUAUAAUUAUCUGA
Spodoptera litura is the source of this 2965-nucleotide messenger RNA. RefSeq lists its product as uncharacterized. Lineage: Eukaryota; Metazoa; Arthropoda; Insecta; Lepidoptera; Noctuidae. The record is from RefSeq and is a predicted model, not a curated record.